AUGGAGCACAGCAGCCGACUGGACAAGGAGAUUCUGGCGCUGCGGGCACGGGUCCAGACACUCGACUUGGAGAGGAAAGUGUUCCUGGAGCUGGUGGAGCAGCUCAAGGAGGAGAUCUGUGAGUACCAGCGGAGUGAGAGGCCAGAGCCUCCACUGGUCGAGGGAGUCGGAAUGGCCUCACUGCAGGCACAGGGCACACACGAAGAAGCAGGCGCUGAUGGAGAAACUGGUGCCAGCAGAACUGCCCCGUAUGAAGAACAUGGAGAUCAGGGUGUUGAAACGCUCCACAAAAGGUGCUGCAAAGCCAUGGAGAACGUUGAGGGCAGGAAUUCCCAGCUCCUUCACAAGCUGCAAAAACUGGAGCAGGAACGUGAGGGUUUGGUUGAGCGCAAUGAGAAGCUGGAAUCAAUUCUGGGAGAGACACAGUUCCAAACCAAGCAAGAGAAGCAACAGCUGGAGAGCAAUGUGGAGGAACUGCACCAGAAAAUCACCAGUUUGGAAACAGAGUUGUUUGAGGUGCAGAAGAACAAAAAUGAGAUGAAUGGGAAUGAGCAGGUGACAUCUGGAGCUCAGGAGAUGCAGGAGAUGUUGGAAAGCUGUCAGGAAACAAUAGACAAGUUGGGGAGUCAGCUGGGAGAGAGAAGAGAACAGAGAAAGCAACUGGCAUCUGAGCUGGAGUUGCUCUGGGAAGACCUGAAGGCUGAGAAGGUGGUUCUGGGCAGCCAGGGUUUACCUGACUCCCACUCAGAGCUCACAAGCCACAUAAGCACCUUCCCAAGUCUCCAGAGAGCAUCAGCCAGCAGGGAUCUUGUGGAUUUAUCCCAUGAGAAACACAAAGACAGUGCUUUGCUAGAUCCAGAGGCCUCUGAAGUCCUGCGAGACAGAGAACAGAGUCACAAAGUGGAGCAGAAAGAGGAAGAUCCCUGUGCAGAUGCAAAGACCUAUGAGGAACAGAUGGCUAAAGUAGUGUUUUUGGAAGAACAGAUCAAAAACCUGCGGGAAGAACAAGAAUUGCUCUGCUCUGAAUUACUAGAGAGCAAUAAGAAGAAGGAGAAGCUGGAAAAGCAGCUCAAAGAGAGCAAUGAAGAGAAACAGAUGCUGCUUGAAGAAAUUGCUCAGCUCAAACGUGACAUCCGGAAUGCCUGGGAGCAGGGCCCCAGCAGAGACAUGAGGAGGAUGACCCCAGGCUUGGAGGAGAGGGAGAACAGGUUUCUCCCAUGGCAGAGCUUGGCAGGCAGUUUAGAGGGGAGCCUUAAACAGGGUCUGUCUGAGGAGAGGUUCCAGCAGCAGGAGGAGAAGCUGCAGCAGCUGCGCCAAGACCUGCGGCGGGUGCAGAACUUGUGCAGCUCCGCCGAGAGGGAGCUCAGGUAUGAGAGGGAGAAGAACGCUGACCUCCAGAGGCAAAAUCUGCUGCUCCAGCAGGAAUGCACCAAGGUCAAAGCUGAGCUGAAGCAGGCCCGGGCCAAACUCUCGGACACCACGGAAACAUGUUCUUCCCUCUCAGCACAGUGGGAGAGGAGCCAGCAGAAGGUCAAGGAGCUGGAACUGGAGCUCUCCAAGUGCUCCCAGGCUGAUAAGCUCCAGAGCAGCCUCCAGGAGAAGCUGGUUCAGGAGAAAUCGAGAGCAGGAGAAGCACAAAAGAAGGUCUCAAAACUCCAGCAAAAGCUGAAGGAUUCCCAGCACCAGCUGCUGUUGGCAGAGGCCCAUGUUUCUGAUAAGAAGCUUCUGGAGGAGGAGCUGAAGGAAGCUCGGGAAAAUGAAGCUCGAGUGCAACAGGAACUUCAUGAGGAGCAGCUAAAAAGGAGGCUCCUGGAACAGCAGGUGGAGGAGCUGCAGCAGCAGCUCUGGCAUUCCCAGGAGACAGAGGCAUCACUGGCCAAGAUGCAUGUGGAGCUCCAGGCCAAGACCCUGCACGUCCUGGAGGAUGAGAAGAAGCUGGAUGCUGGUGAGCAUGUACAGUGCCAGAAGGAGAACCAGAAGCUCUCAGAGCAGCUGGCGCUGCUGAAGGAGGAGAACAAAGCUCUGUAUGAGGAAGGUGUCCGACUCCUGAACCAGAAGGAUCUCUAUGUCAGGAAAUACAAUGAGAUGCAGCUCCGGCACAAGGACAAGAUCCGCAGGGCCAAGGAGACCUUCAUCCAUGAGGUAAAACAGAGGGACAGUAGGAUCAAACAGCUGGAAAAUGAGCUCAGCGAGUCAAAGCUCCAAGUGGAAAAGGGGAAGGUGCUGAUUGCCCAGAUCAAUGCUGAGAAUGAGAAAUUACUCCAGGAGAGGCGAUGGCUCCUCCAAAAAAUAUCAGAUCAGGAGGAAUUCCCUUGGAGCCUCUGGUCUGGGAUUCCCUCCCUGCAGAGUAGAGGGAAGAUCCUGGAGGAGGAGAACGCCCGGCUGCAGGACAAGCUCCAAUUCUCCAGCCAUGUGGCCUUCUCCCAGCACCUUGCCAGGAGCAGCCCCACUCCCAACACAGAGGACUUGAAGAUUGUUCCUGGGUCGGAACGCCAACCACAGAGUAAAGUGUUGCCGCCUCCUCGUGCCAGCUUCCCAGCCCAAGAUGUCCCAGAGCCCCUCAGCACCCUGAAGGCCCCACAGAACACAAAGCCUGAGGGAGAGGCUGAGAGCCAGGAUUCCUCCUUCUGCCUGUCCCCAUCGCAGCCUUCAGAGAUCGGAUACCUGAAUGUGGCCUCUCCUGGGGAUACCACAGCCCCCAUGGCCUCACCGCUGCAUGAUGGGAGCCGGAGCCUUGGCUCCGAGAACUGA
Molecule: messenger RNA, 2751 nt
Organism: Cinclus cinclus
Lineage: Eukaryota; Metazoa; Chordata; Aves; Passeriformes; Cinclidae
Gene: CCDC30
Product: coiled-coil domain containing 30
Exons: 19
Coding region: 1-2751 (916 amino acids)
Source: RefSeq, a predicted model, not a curated record